AUGGCAGAUUGGCACGACCCAUCAUGCCGCCGCCUAGACGUCUUUACCAGCAGCGGCAUCUCCAACUGCCUCAGCUGCGGCUCCGUCCAACUCGACGUCGAACCAACACCACCAGAAACACAAGACAGAAACACAACAGACGCCGCCGUCUAUAAGCCUCUAGAAUCCCAAACAGACAUCCGCCUCCUCACCCUAGAAUCAGGCGACUUCACCGACCCCAUCAGAUGUACCCUCGGCCAAAGCAGCACCUCCACCAUGAUAGACUACGACGCAAUCUCAUACACCUGGGCAAGCGAGAACGGCACCAUGGCCUGGACGCAGCGCAUCACCCUCGACAGCCGCGCCUUCCUCAGGAUCGUCUGGAUCGACGCAGUCUGUAUGAACCAGCAGGACGUCGAGGAGAGGGGUCACCAGGUGCGCCUGAUGUCGCAGAUCUACUCCCGCGCGCAGCGCGUCCUGGUCUAUAUCGGGCAACCCGUCCCCGAAGAGGAGGGGCUCUUCCGCUUCUUGGAUGAUCCGGACUUGGUCCGCGACUGGGAAGGGAGCCGGGCGUUGCCCCGGCUGGCGCUUCAGCAGGCGUUGGAGACGCUGCUUACACGGCGGUACUUCUCGCGGGCCUGGAUCCUUCAAAAGGUGGCGCUGGCCAGGCGGGUGACGUUGAUCUGCGGGAGGUACGAGGUGCCUUGGUCUCAGCUCCAGAUCCCCUCGCUGGCGGAUCGGGGCUUGCUCAUCAACACGAAGGAGAAGCCGCGGCUGUUGAACGUACUGCAGCUGCCGUCGGUCCUCCAGUUUCGAGCGCCGGCGUAUAGAAACUCGAGUGACCUGCUCCGACUCCUGGACCUGGCGCGUAAUAGCCACGCGUCGGAUCCCAGAGACAAGCUGUUUGUCGUGUAUGGGCUUACAUCUUGCACGCAGAGCGAUGGCAUCAUGGCGGACUAUACGAUGUCUGCCAGAGAGGCGUAUAUGCGGAUGGCCAAGUGGAUUGCGCAAAAGUUUGGGAUUCCGGCGUUACUGCUCAGCUGGUUCCACGUCGGCAAGGAUAGCGAUAAAGCCGAUAAAAUGGAUGAAACGGUCGAGGAGAAGCCCGUUAAUUUCAAAAUCCCUUCAUGGACGUCAAAUUGGAUGCAUAAACCCUGCCCGAAAGUGUUGCCAUUGCUUACAGAGAUGUACGACGAGUCGGCAGCGGGAUUCAACCCAGUCGGCCUCCCGGUCAGUCGUAAGUUGGUUGACGACUCGUUGGGGUUCCCAGCAUUAAGCUGGGAAAGCUCCGUGUUGAAUGAGUACGACGCGCAGGCAAGGACAAGUCUACCAGGAGCAAUCAUUGCAGCUAAGUCAUGGCCGUAUACGGAAUCCAAUGUGUCGGACCGGGGGAAAGAUAGGUACUGCGAACAGACAGCAUUCGUUUUCUGGCAACAAGAUCCAACGAACUUCCAGGAGCAUCUAACUACUGGCAGCUCCAGUAUCCCGACGUUGAACAGCUGUAUGCCAAAACUCCGAGCAUCAAGGUCACAGCUCACGAUGCGGUACAGUCAAAAGAGUACCAAGAGCUUCACAUAUAUCUAG
Molecule: messenger RNA, 1563 nt
Organism: Colletotrichum godetiae
Lineage: Eukaryota; Fungi; Ascomycota; Sordariomycetes; Glomerellales; Glomerellaceae
Product: heterokaryon incompatibility protein-domain-containing protein
Exons: 2
Coding region: 1-1563 (520 amino acids)
Source: RefSeq, a predicted model, not a curated record